AUGAUGGGCGGCGAAUACAACGCGCUGGCCAUCAAGAACCGCAUUGCCCGCAUCAAGCUGAAGGCAAAGGCGCCCAGCAGUGACACGGAGACCCCGGCGAAUACUCCACAGAAACCAAAGACAGCCAGACCAGCAGGAGAGAAGAAACGCAAGGUCAAGGAUGAAACUGAGACUGAGCAAAGCGAGGCUGCCGACAAGCAGGCUCCGAAGAAAGGCAGAAGAGCCGUCAAGACUGAGGUCAAGGACGAAGUCAAGGAGGAAGAUGCUUGCUGA
Molecule: messenger RNA, 273 nt
Organism: Trichophyton benhamiae CBS 112371
Lineage: Eukaryota; Fungi; Ascomycota; Eurotiomycetes; Onygenales; Arthrodermataceae
Exons: 2
Coding region: 1-273 (90 amino acids)
Source: RefSeq, a predicted model, not a curated record